GUGGAGAGCUCUAGGGCAGAAGGGUGCCUGGGCAACUUGACUCCCUGGAGGCUAGAUCUGCGCUGUAGCUGUAGCGGUGGUGACUAGGGUCGCUGGUGUCUGUGUUUUUCUUCACAGGUGUCCCCGUGCAGGCAAUGGUGGAUAUGCUAGGCGGGCGGUUCUUGCUAACCUGCGGCGGUGCGUGGGUGGAGGCUGAGGCAGUGCUGCAGAACAAGGUGGUUGCGCUCUACUUCGCUUCGACCCGUUGCGCGCCCAGCCGCGACUUUACUCCGCUGCUCAGCGACUUCUACGCGGAACUAGUGGAGCAGGCGUGCCCGCCUGCACCUUUGGCUGUGGUCUUCGUAUCCGCCGACUGCAGCGCACAGGAGAUGGAGGAUUUCUUGCUUCAGCUGCCGGACACCUGGCUGGCGCUGCCCUUCCAUGACCCCUACCGGCAUGAACUGAAGACCAGGUACCACAUCACAGCCACCCCCAAGCUUGUGAUCCUGAAACCCAGUGGGGAGGUCAUCACCAACAAAGGACGCAAGCAGAUCCAGGAGCGGGGGCGGGCCUGCUUCCAGGACUGGGUGGAAGCUGCCGAAGUCUUUCAGAACUUCUCUGGUUGAAGUGGUGGAUCUCUGGGGACCUGGACAGGCAUGAGAUACACCAGCUGCUGCAGCAAGAUUACAGGGAGAGGAGAAGCGGGUGGUUCAGUGUAUGUCAGAGCAGAAGCAUUCAGCUGUGGCAGAAACACUGCUCAGAAAGUAUGCCCUCCUGUUCAACUCCUCUGGCCUGCUUAUAGCUAUUUUUAUUCUCAGCACAGCUUUGUCCAAAUGAGAUUAGCUGUGUUUUCAUUGAACUGUUUGAAGUCUAUGCAAAAGUUGUAUUGAUACAGGCUCUUCAGGUAAAGUAAUAUAUUAAUUGAUACAUUUUCUGUAGAUCUACUUAUUAUAAGGAUAUAUUUUCAUUAUGCUUUCACAACUACAUUUAUUGAUAAAAUCUGCAGCAUCUAUACUUUAAUAAAUAAACCUGUUUCCACUUGU
This is a messenger RNA of Phyllostomus discolor (pale spear-nosed bat), 1022 nucleotides long. It is a transcript of the gene NXNL2, whose product is annotated as nucleoredoxin like 2. The transcript is spliced from 3 exons. Lineage: Eukaryota; Metazoa; Chordata; Mammalia; Chiroptera; Phyllostomidae. Gene Ontology annotation, biological process: sensory perception; photoreceptor cell maintenance. The coding region runs from base 135 to 605 and encodes 156 amino acids. The record is from RefSeq and is a predicted model, not a curated record.